AUGCCUGCCACCACCAAGCCCAUGAUCCUCGUUGCCGGUAAAGUGCUCUACGCCAUUGAAGAGCAAAAGGAACUCGAGAAGAAGUACACCUUCCAGGUAAGUUCCUGUUGGUCCGCUCCUUCCGCUGCUAGGGUCAAGCUCCCCCCCUUUUCACGAGCUCGCUAGUCUCUCCCCCCGCUUCGCUCCCCCACGUCGGGAAAGAGAAAUCCGACGACGCCCCCCACCCCAAACAAGCCCAAAACUGACUCCAAUGCACUCCACCUUGUGAACGAUGCAAACAAAUAUUUUCAGCCCAUCGACUCCAAGAACAGGGAAGAGUUCUUCGCCGACUGCAAAGGUCGCUUCUCCGAGGCGGUCGCCUUGUACAACAACUCGUGCCCUGCGAUCGGGCCCCUCAACGCCGAGCUCAUCAACGCGCUUCCGGCCUCGGUCAAGAUCUUGAGCCACCAUGGUGCCGGAUACGACGUGAGUUCCUCGUGUCUAUACAGAAAAGGUUUAGUUACAUGUGUACUGACUAUCAUAGACGUGGGAUCACAGCCCAUCGAUGUCCACGUGAGUUGGUCAGCUCGCUCCCCCCUUUCCGCACGUGCCAACUUCACCUCGCGAUCGCGGGGUCAAGUGGCCCCUUCCUCUUGGUCCAACGCGAGACCGACGCAUUCCCCAAACGAGGAACGACUUGUAAAAUCAAAUGGGAUGGCAAAACUGAAUCGUCCUUGCCCUUCUACCCCAUACUAGGCCUGCACCAAGCGGGGCAUCCAACUGUCCAACACCCCCGGUGCCGUCGACCACGGAACGGCGACCGUCGCCAUGUUCCUCAUCAUCUCGGCCCUGCGCAACUUCUGGAAGGCCCAGUUGUCGCUCCACGCCGGCCAGUUCAAGAACGGGUGUUCUCCCGCCUUCCAGAACGACGUCGAGCAGAAGGUGCUUGGUAUCGUUGGCAUGGGCGGUAUCGGCCGAGUGAGUUGUCUCUCCGACCUUUAGUCAGAACGAGUUCUUUUGGGUACUCAUACGCCGGUCUCAUCUUAGGCUCUCGUAAAGCGCGCUCUUGGCUUCGACAUGAAGGUCAUCUACCACAAUCGAAAGGAAGCCGACCCGGCUUUGCUCGCCGACUUCGUAAGCGCCCUCGGGAGCUUAUACGCACACCCAAUCUUCCAUCUGACCGAAUCAUAUUGCCUCUUUACUACUCCCUUAGCCUGCUGGAGCCGUUGUUUACUGCUCGACAUUAGAUGAGCUCCUCGCCCAGGCCGAUGUCGUCUCACUCCACGUCCCCCUCAAUCCCCACACCGAGAAGUCAGUUGUCUUCUCCUUGCUGAAACGCCGUGAUCCCACGGUCCAAAAAAGCUCAAGUUUGCGCUCUUUCCUACUCUCCCAGACUUUUUGGCAAGGCCCAAUUCGCCAAGAUGAAGAAGGGUUCGGCGAUCGUCAACACCGCGCGAGGUGGUGUCAUCGAUGAGGAGGCCUUGCUCGAGGCGCUCGAGAGCGGGCACCUCUCUUCGGCCGGGUUGGACGUCUUCCCGAACGAACCCCAGGUCAACCCCAAGUUGAUCGCCAACGAUAGGCUAACGUUGUUGCCCCACAUGGGUCAGUUCCUCAACUGAACCCUGUACACGUGAAAAGGUAGAAAGCGCCUGACUGACGUGCUCUCCGCCCCUCCCUCCUCUCUUAGGUACCGAGACGCGCGAAUCGCGACGACAGAUGGAGAACACGGUCUUGAACAACUUGGUGGCCGGUAUUGAGAAGGGCAAGGUCAUCAAUGUCGUCCCCGAGCAAGCCGACAUGAUCAAGGCCUAA
Microbotryum saponariae is the source of this 1791-nucleotide messenger RNA. Lineage: Eukaryota; Fungi; Basidiomycota; Microbotryomycetes; Microbotryales; Microbotryaceae. The record is from the annotation of a GenBank genome assembly.